GCUCGCACCAAUGCCCCCGGCUCGUCGGCAGCUGCUUCACCCGCAGAUCUCGCAGCAGGCGAGCGGCUCGGUCCCCUCCCGCGGCCCCAUGGCAGCCCCCGGCUCCCCCGCGGAAUGCGGCUACAUCCGGACGGUCCUGGGCCAGCAGAUCCUGGGGCAGCUGGACAGCUCCAGCCUGGCUCUGCCCUCCGAGGCCAAGCUGAAGCUGGCGGGGAGCAGCGGCCGCGGCGGCCAGGCGGCCAAGAGCCUGCGGAUCCAGGAGCAGGUGCAGCAGACCCUGGCCCGGAAGGGCCGCAGCUUCGUGGGCAACGGAAAUCUUCACCGAGCCAGCAGUGUUCCUGAGUAUGUCUACAACCUGCACUUGGUGGAAAAUGACUUCGCUGGCGGGCCUUCCCCGGCUCCUAAAACCUAUGACAGGCGAAAGCCAGGCAUAACCACGGCGUAUGAAGGUCGCUGGGGGAGAGGCACCGCGCAGUACAGCUCACAGAAGUCCGUGGAAGACCGGUCCCUGCGGCAGCCUCUGCGGAGACUGGAGAUCUCCCCGGACAGCAGCCCCGAGCGGGUCCGUUACUCGCACAGCGAGUACCAGUACAGCCAGCGGAGCCAGGCGGCGCACACGCUGCGGCACCGCGACAGCCUGCGGUCCACCCUCCUGCUGCCGCCCCGGUACGCGCGCUCCGAAAUCCUGGGCUUCACGUCGGGGGCCGCGAGCCGGCAGCGCUGCUAUGACACUUACCACAGGCAGGUCCAGUACGGCUCGGUGAACGACUCCGUGUUUGACGGCGCCCCGCCCAACCCCGUGGUGCGGGCGUACCCGCGGCCCGGGACCAGCCACAGCAUGAGCAACCUCCUGGAGAAAGAGAACUACCUGAUGGCCGCGCAGGUCAGGCCGCUGCUGCCCCUGCAGCCCGCCGCGCACAACAGGGCCGCCCGCGCCUCCUGGCAUCAGAGUUCCUUCCACAGCACGCGCACGGCGAGGGACGCGGGGCCCAGUGUCGCCGUGGAUGCGGGCGGGAGGAGGACGCACCUGACCGCGGGCCAGGUGGCUGCCGGAAGCGGGACCGUGCUGGCGGAGAGAACCGCUUUCACCGACGCCCAGCUCAGGAAUGCAGACCUGGAGAUGACCCUGGAGCGGGCCGUGAGUAUGCUCGAUGCAGACCACACACCACCCGCCAGGAUUUCCGUGGCAGCCACCUUCAUACAGCAUGAGUGCUUCCAGAAAUCCGAAGCACGGAAAAGGGUCUAUCAGCUUCAAGGCAUCCCCAAGCUUCUGCACCUCCUAAAAGUUCAGAAUGAAGAUAUUCAGAGAGCCGUGUGUGGGGCCUUGAGAAACUUGGUGUUUGAAGACAAUGACAACAAGUUGGAGGUAGCUGAACUCAACGGGGUACCUCGGCUGCUGCAGGUGCUGAAGCAAACCAGAGACUUGGAGACUAAAAAACAAAUAACAGGUUUGCUGUGGAAUUUGUCCUCUAGUGACAAACUCAAGAAUCUCAUGAUAACAGAAGCCUUGAUUAUCCUGACUGAGAAUAUCAUCAUCCCCUAUUCGGGGUGGCCAGAAGGAGACUACCCCAAAGCGAAUGGUUUGCUUGAUUUUGAUAUAUUCUACAAUGUCACAGGAUGCCUAAGAAACAUGAGUUCAGCUGGCCCUGAUGGGAGGAAAGUGAUGAGACGGUGUGAUGGACUGAUUGAUUCGCUGGUCCAUUAUGUCAGAGGAACCAUUGCAGAUUACCAGCCAGACGACAAGGCCACAGAGAACUGUGUGUGCAUUCUUCAUAACCUCUCCUACCAGCUGGAGGCAGAGCUCCCAGAGAAAUAUUCCCAAAGUAACUAUAUUCAAAACCGGAAUAUCCAGAUGGACAACAAUAAAAGUAUUGGGUGUUUUGGCAAUCGAAGCAGGAAAGUAAAAGAGCAAUACCAGGACAUGCCGAUGCUCGAAGAAAAGAGCAACCCCAAGGGUGUGGAGUGGCUGUGGCACUCCAUCGUGACCCGGAUGUAUUUGUCCUUGAUCGCCAAAAGUGGCCGAAGCUACACCCAGGAAGCAUCUUUGGGAGCUCUCCAGAAUCUCACGGCAGGAAGUGGCCCAAUGCCGAUGUCAGUAGCGCAGACCGUGGUCCAGAAGGAAAACGGCCUGCAGCACACCCGGAAGAUGCUGCACGUUGGUGACCCAAGUGUGAAGAAGACCGCAGUCUCCCUGCUGAGGAAUCUGUCUCGGAACCUUUCCCUGUGCAAUGAAAUUGCCAAAGAAACUCUACCUGAUUUGGUUUCCAUAAUUCCUGACACAGUUCCAAGUACUGAGCUUCUCAUUGAAACUACAGCCUCUGCCUGUUACACAUUGAACAACUUAAUCCAGAACAGUUACCAGAAUGCCCGGGACCUUCUAAACACUGGGGGCCUGCAGAAAAUUAUGACUAUCAGCGCAGGCGAUACCUAUGCCUCCAACAAGGCAAGCAAAGCCGCUUCUGUUCUCUUAUAUGCCCUGUGGACACACACGGAGCUCCACAAUGCCUACAAGAAGGCUCAGUUUAAGAAGACAGAUUUUGUCAACAGCCGGACUACCAAAGCCUACCACUCCCUUAAAGACUGAGGAAAGUGAAAAAGUGCUCUCAGAAAUACCAACCUCACCAUUCUCGGCCACACAAAAAAAACCCAAAGGAAAACACCUAUUUUUCUACUUUCCAGUCCAAGAAACCUCAGAAAUAAAGCAUGCCUUGUUUUUAUCCUUUUCUAUUUCCAUGGUCCCCUGAAUCCAGAAGACAAAUAAUCAGAAUAUGAUUUUAUUAGUCUUCCAGAAGAUUUUCACAAGUUUGCCACCAGAAGACACUGGCAGCAGGCUCUAAUUACCCUCCACAGAUAGUGGUCUUUGGGAUUAGGGCUUAUGGCUCAUGCCCUCCUGGAACCGAAAUGUGAAUUUAUGUGGAAUGGACGUUGACAGAAUAAAUAAGAAGCUGUUGUAGUAUUACUAGGAUUUUAAAAGUUUUAUCUACAUUUCCAAGUUUUGUCACUUAUAUGCACAUUGCUUCACCAGAGAGCCAUGCAUAUAUUGUCUGCAGUGUUGAAACAGAAUGGAAAGGACAAAUAUUUGCUAAGUUAUCCAGGAGAAAAUUUAAUGGCAAAACUGUUUUUUGUUUGUUUUGUUAUGACUUUGUGCUUGUUCUUAUCCUCUUGAAUUUUUUCUCUGACUUUAAAUGAACUUAAGAAGUUUAAAUCAUGGAGCAUGCAUGUCUAUAAGAAAAAAGAAUUGAAAGGUAGUGAUCAAGCAGAUUUAAAAUCUUUUCUACAGAAAAAGGAACUUUGGCUAUGAAAUUCAGUGUUUCCUCUAACCACUGAGUAAAUGAGAUUUUUGCUUAAGGAAAUACUUUACCUAUAACAACAGCAUUAAAUGCAAAUCUCUUCUGAACAGUAACACUCAAUGUAAUCUAUUUCCUGGACUUAGCCUCUGCAGUGGGCUGGUGGAAGAAUGGACUCUAUAUUUAGCUACAAAAGGAACCAAGGUCUCUCAAACUGCAGGGCCAACCCAGGGCUCUGAAAACACAGUUCAUUUAAAUGAGUUAAGUUGUUAUCAACCAGCCCAAGUUUGCCCAACAUUUAAAAAAGAGCACAGAGCCACUAAGUCUCAUAAUCUUCCUCAAGCCAUUAUUUUAAGUAAAGGAAACUCUAGAGAAGAAAAAUAAAGAUGUUAUAUUGAGGAUAAAGGGGUCCAGGCCACCCAGAAGGGAUAUGAGAAGUACUCAUAUGUAAAAGUUGACAACAUCGUCUAUUAGGGCGAAUCUGUAUUAAGUGUUAUUUUAACUGGACUCUGGUUUAUGCCAUUCAUAAAUAAGUAAUCUUCUCAACUACAAUUCUGUUUUGUUAUGUUUUUUAAAAGAAACCUUACAAUGUUUGUUAUAAGAAAUAAGAAGUAAAAAAUUCAUCUCCUUUUGUCCAGAAAAGCGUAAUAGAAAAUAAAUCCCCAUUUUCUAUUUGAA
Messenger RNA from Myotis myotis, 3965 nucleotides. RefSeq names its product plakophilin 2 (gene PKP2). The transcript is spliced from 13 exons. Gene Ontology annotation, biological process: heart development; cell-cell adhesion; desmosome organization. NCBI's taxonomy places the organism in Eukaryota, Metazoa, Chordata, Mammalia, Chiroptera, Vespertilionidae. Gene Ontology annotation, cellular component: intermediate filament; intercalated disc; adherens junction. Gene Ontology annotation, molecular function: cadherin binding; intermediate filament binding; protein kinase C binding. The record is from RefSeq and is a predicted model, not a curated record. Bases 11 to 2584 code for a protein of 857 amino acids.